AUGUUGAGAAGUUCUGGCUUUCGAAAUCGGCUCGUUUCCGCCUCUCAGCGACUCGCUUCUUCCUCACUUUCCUCGAAAUCCCUCGAGCAAAUCGGCCAGCUCCAGUUUAAUCAUGGCGUAAUAAAUGAAAGAAUCCGGGAUGAAAUAUGGGAAGGAAUAAUCGAUCCUUCAGCCGAACUGCCAGAUAAAAAUUCCACCUCGUUGUUUCUUAAUGCUUAUCGGCGAAGUUUUCUUGAUGGGGUGCUUCCUACGAGUUCGAUUUUGUCUGACUUGGAGUCGGUCGAUCAUGAGCGACGCAUCGCCCUUCACAAUGCUAGUUUUAUGAAUCUUAUACACGACCCUCGCAGCACUACGAGCCUAACAGAAGAUGCAAAACAGUACAUGACCCUACUACGGGAAUGCAAAGUCGUUGCAUCGCCCCUUCUCGAAGUAGAAAUGGUGCUCUGGGAGCUGUACCACGAAUCGAACCAGCUCGCCAUCGCGGCUGCGCAAAAAUUAUUAAAUUUCAACCUUGAAGAAGCGAACCAAAUGCGCCUGAUGUUUGGCCGUCUACUGAUCGAAAAAUCGGCAGAAUACGAUGAUAUCCAGGGCUCGCACGCAAUCAUGCGCGAUUUAAAGCUACCAAAGAACUUUGAGCGUUUCCUAAUCCCGAGCUUCUAUCGCGUGGGAAAUCAAAAAGAGCAAUUUGCUCAAGAGGAAAGGCUCAAAGGACUAGAACGAGGCGGCCGGGUUUCUACUGAACGCAAGAAUACCUACUUAUCAUUGUUAGUUAACGCUGUGGAGCGAUUUGACGCAAACGAAAUCAACAGAAUUUUGAGAAAAAUUGAAGCCGAAAAGUGGUCUCUUCGCCCAAGAGACAUCGUCACACUCUACCGAUCUCUUCAUAAUGAUGGUAAAUUCGACGUAGCUCAACAUCUUCGAAUUCUUGAGAAUUUCAUGCGGCACUCAACCCCCUUCCAGCUAGUGACAAAUCACGAUGCGCUUUCAAAGGUGAAUAAGUUCGAAGAAUCAAGCCCGAUGCUCUUGAAAUUGUCCAAAGACGUUCUCGAGCAAAGUCCAGAAGAGCUUCCAUCGCUUCUCUCUUUCAUUGCGACCCGACAGGCGAUCAAGACCGACGCGAAGAAUCCCAAACGAGUUCAUUGGGAACGAAUUAAAGCUUUUGAAGAGCGCUUCGUCGACUACUCGCUCAAGCUCUACCGAAAAAACGAGGCUGAUCCAAUUUUCCUCGGGUCCGUGUUUUUCGCCCAAUUUGAAGAAAAAUUCAAAGCCGAUCGCUUGACCAACUUCGAGAAGCUCUUCCUCGAGUCCUCUGAUGAAGAUCGUGAAGAGCUACUUGCCGUUUUUGCUGAAAACAUCUCGCUUGGAUUCCCGCAUUCAGAAGAAAUAACCAGGAAGAGCCUCGCUGGCUUUUCCGAAAAGUUCAUCCAGUUCAUUCUUCAAGCUAAAAAUUCCUCCUCCACUCAGCACGAAGGCACCAAUCAGCUGUUCAUCUCAAUCAAUGACUUGCUUCUCAACGAAUCUACUUCAAUUUCGGCCCAGUUUUCUCAAGAAAUCGCCCAGUCUUAUGUCAACUGGUCAAUCAAACAGCGAGGAACGAGUUCGAGCUUCGCUGCUCUCAAUUUAUUGCUACGAAAAAUGGACAUCAACGGCGAUCGAGACUUGGCGAUAAGACUGAUCAAAGACCUUCUUCUCGCCGCUUGGAAUUCGAUGGACUCCGAAACCUUCCAGCGGAAGCAGUUCCACAAUAUCUUUAACCAUAUCGUUUACUACCCGAUGGAUUACAGCAACUACCUCCAGAAGCAGAAAAAGUUUCAAGAGGUGAUUGGCUCGCUUGAGAGCCAUCAAUACGUCGAUUUCCCGACACAGUCGGAGAAGAACCAAUUUGUUGACUUGCCAACAGAGAUGAGGCAAUUGCUGAUUCUUGAGCCAUUAGGACAGCUUUUUGGAUAUUUAGACGACAGUCUUCAGCUGAUUAAAAACGACCCGGACGAAGUGGAAGUCUCAGAACUCGCCUCAAUGGUCACUCUCAUCGCCACCCAGCCCCACAUCCGAUUCCAAGACAUUGCCAAAAUAAGCAAACCAGAGUACCUGGUCGCUUUGCCUUCCGAUUUCAUCGUCGAUCUCGUCCGUGUUCUUUCAAAAUCAGAUACAGCUGAGCCACUUCUCGAUCUUUUCGGGAAAAAUGUCGAGAUUUUGAAAGUCUGCAGCGAUCAAACGAAGCUUUUUGAGCUUCUACCCGGUAUUUAUGACAAGAUCCUCCAAACGAGUCAGUCAGAAGAGGUUAUUUUCGACUUCCAUGAAAAAGUGAAGGAUUAUGUUGCCGAUGCCAGCUACGAUUUUCAACCAAAGCUCUCUCAAAUCGAAGUAAUCAACUCGACAGAAAAGGUCUCCAGCGCCAGGUGCUUCCGCGGUAGACACAUUCGAAAUCUAGAAUCGCUUCCUGACCUUGCGUUGUACAGCUCUCUUGCUCGAUUUCCUGGAUUGUCGACUUCUGCAGUGAGUAAGUUUCCUGAUUCAAGAAUUCCGAUGCUCAAAGAAAGGUUGAAAAUUGCGCUGCUGAAUCGUUACGAGACCGGGCCAGAGAUCAUGGAAAAACUGGAAGAAGUAGGACUGGAUCUUCCGCUGGAUAUUUCGAAUAUAAGAGCGCUCUUGGCCGACUUGAUAAGCUCCCAAGAUCGGCUCUUUUCGAAAAAGAUCAUGGGCAAGCUUCUGUCAGAAAUGAUGAACAACCUGAAUCUCAACGCCAACACCGAGCUCUUUAUCGCCGCCUGCUGCUCCGGCCGACUGGACAUGGCGGAGCAAUUCGGCGCUCGACUUACUCAAGAAAACGUCAACCAAUUCAGCGACUUCCUUGCCAAAUCCUAUCACUGGGAAAACGUGCGUUUAGGAGCAACACUCAACCCCGCUCGUGCGAAAAUUGACCUGAACGCGAUUCCAGUCGACGGAAAUAUUUCACUGAUCAAAAAUCUGAUCCGCGGAGUAGGAAAAAUCGAAAAUGAACUUGUUCGGUCGAGCUUUGUCGACGCAAUCAUGGAGAAAUACAUCUUCUUCCUACGAGGCAACUUCGAAUCUAUCAAGAACGAUUCAUUUGUCAGCUUUUUGCAAGACGUCAAAGAGUCCUGUGGAGAUAUUGGAGAUACUAGAUGGCUGUAUUACUACAAUAAUUACAGUAGAAUCGAUCAUAUUCUCGAGCAAGCGACGAAAAGCCUUACGAAUCGGUCAACUUCUAUUCCAAAAUUAUUCAAAGAAACAUUUACGAAAGAAGAAUUUCCUCCUGGAUUUACUAAAGCAAUGCGAAGCUCAAUUUACCAAGAUUUCAAAAACAGUUCAAGUGGCGAAGUUUUCUACAGUAACGAGAAUUUUGAAAAGGAUUUUCUCGAGCUCAUUAGGUUGGAGAAAAAUCUCACUGGGAGGGAUUUUGAUUUGACUCAAAGACAGUUCUCUGAAUUAACAAAUGUAUUGGAAGAAGAUGACAAGAUCGUUUUGAGACGACUUUCGAAAGAGUGCUCGGCGCGAUUUAGAGACAAAUUGAAAGAAAUCGAAGUUGAGAAUGAUCAAACUCGAGCAACUGCUGUUUAA
Messenger RNA from Oikopleura dioica, 3579 nucleotides. NCBI's taxonomy places the organism in Eukaryota, Metazoa, Chordata, Appendicularia, Copelata, Oikopleuridae. The record is from the annotation of a GenBank genome assembly.